AUGUCUGACACAUCGUUGUUCGUGCUCCAUCAGUCUGAUCAUGUGGCUAUGCUCCUGCUGUACAUCGAUGAUAUUGUCAUCACUGCCUCCCGGGAGGAUCUUCUUCGCGACAUCAUUGGUCGUCUGGGCUCUGAGUUUCGGUUGAAGGACCUAGGCGCGUUGCACUUCUUCCUCGGCAUCAAUGUGCGACGCGAUGCCUCUGGGUUCUUCCUUCAUCAGGGGCAGUAUGCUCUCGACCUCCUGGACCGUGCUGGCAUGACCGACUGCAAGCCGGCCGCCACGCCUGCUAAGGCCAAACCAAAGCUCUCUGCCACAGCUGGACAGCCCGCCACUGACGCCGCCCUCUACCGUAGCAUUGUUGGUGCUCUUCAGUACCUUAUGCUCACCGGACCAGACAUUUAG
This is a messenger RNA of Aegilops tauschii subsp. strangulata, 402 nucleotides long. The record is from RefSeq and is a predicted model, not a curated record. Lineage: Eukaryota; Viridiplantae; Streptophyta; Magnoliopsida; Poales; Poaceae.